Molecule: messenger RNA, 1730 nt
Organism: Musa acuminata AAA Group (dessert banana)
Lineage: Eukaryota; Viridiplantae; Streptophyta; Magnoliopsida; Zingiberales; Musaceae
Product: tubulin alpha-3 chain-like
Exons: 5
Coding region: 213-1562 (449 amino acids)
Biological process (GO): mitotic cell cycle; microtubule cytoskeleton organization
Cellular component (GO): cytoplasm; microtubule
Molecular function (GO): GTP binding; structural constituent of cytoskeleton
Source: RefSeq, a predicted model, not a curated record
CACGAAGCAGGCGAGAGUGAUGCGUGAGCUGCUGUAGCGACGUACGUCGUCACGGAAGUCGUGGUCUUGAAGGGGCUCGCCGACCUGAUCGAUUCCUUUCCUUUUAAUCCGAGGUCUCCUCCUCCGCCGCUGCAAGGAAAGCUCGGCCGUCGUAAGCCAGCGAAUUGAAAGAGAGGGAGAUCUCAAAAGGAGGAGGGGAUAGAGAGGGGAAGAUGAGGGAGAUCAUAAGCAUCCACAUCGGGCAGGCCGGCAUCCAGGUGGGCAACGCCUGCUGGGAGCUCUACUGCCUCGAGCACGGCAUCCAGCCCGAUGGCAUCAUGCCUAGUGAUACUUCGGUAGGAGUUGCACAAGAUGCUUUCAAUACCUUCUUCAGUGAGACCAGUGCCGGCAAGCAUGUCCCAAGAGCUAUCUUUGUGGAUCUGGAGCCCACCGUCAUUGAUGAAGUGAGAACUGGGACUUAUCGCCAGCUCUUCCACCCAGAGCAGCUCAUCUCUGGGAAGGAGGAUGCCGCGAAUAACUUUGCUCGGGGACACUAUACAGUCGGGAAGGAAAUUGUUGAUCUCUGCCUUGAUCGGGUUAGGAAACUGGCAGACAACUGCACUGGCUUGCAAGGGUUUUUGGUUUUCAGUGCUGUUGGUGGUGGAACUGGAUCUGGUUUGGGUUCCUUGCUGCUAGAACGGUUGUCUGUGGAUUAUGGAAAGAAGUCAAAGCUAGGGUUCACCAUAUAUCCUUCACCUCAGGUCUCUACAGCAGUUGUGGAGCCAUAUAACAGUGUGCUUUCCACCCAUUCGUUGUUGGAACACACAGAUGUUGCAGUUCUUUUAGACAAUGAAGCCAUUUAUGAUAUCUGCAGGAGAUCUUUAGAUAUUGAAAGGCCAACCUAUACCAACUUGAACCGGUUGAUAUCUCAAAUCAUAUCCUCUUUAACCACUUCUCUGAGAUUUGAUGGAGCUAUCAACGUAGAUGUUACUGAGUUCCAGACCAAUCUAGUACCUUAUCCUAGAAUUCAUUUUAUGCUCUCCUCUUAUGCACCUGUUAUUUCUGCUGAGAAAGCAUACCAUGAGCAGCUCUCUGUACCUGAAAUUACAAAUGCCGUUUUUGAGCCAUCAAGCAUGAUGGCAAAAUGUGACCCGAGGCAUGGGAAAUAUAUGGCUUGUUGUUUGAUGUACCGUGGGGAUGUUGUUCCCAAGGAUGUGAAUGCUGCUGUUGCAACCAUCAAAACAAAGAGAACUGUGCAAUUUGUUGACUGGUGCCCUACUGGUUUCAAGUGCGGAAUCAACUAUCAGCCACCUACAGUGGUCCCUGGUGGUGAUUUGGCCAAGGUGCAGCGUGCUGUAUGCAUGAUCAGCAACAAUACUGCUGUUGCUGAGGUGUUCUCACGAAUCGACCAUAAAUUCGAUCUGAUGUAUGCAAAGCGUGCAUUCGUCCAUUGGUAUGUUGGUGAGGGGAUGGAAGAAGGUGAGUUCUCAGAGGCUCGGGAGGACUUGGCUGCUCUUGAAAAGGACUACGAGGAGGUCGGAGCAGAGGGUGCAGAUGAUGAAGAUGAACCAGAAGACUAUUAGAUGUUUUUUGUUGCUUCCUAGUGAUUGCUUGUGUCCUGUUAUUGUGCAUUCUUAUGUAUCUCCUUGUUUGUAUUAGUCCUAAGGUGGCAUGCAUUUGUAUUCUGUAUUGCACUUGUUAUUGAUUUUAAAUCAUGGUUGCUAAUACUACAACUUUAUCAGUUUGGAAAA